Messenger RNA from Amphiprion ocellaris (clown anemonefish), 697 nucleotides. RefSeq names its product beta-microseminoprotein J1 (gene msmbl). The record is from RefSeq and is a predicted model, not a curated record. NCBI's taxonomy places the organism in Eukaryota, Metazoa, Chordata, Actinopteri, Pomacentridae. The transcript has 4 exons. The coding region runs from base 87 to 407 and encodes 106 amino acids.
AGGGUUUAAAAGAAAGAGUCCUUCGCUAAAAGCACAACACAUCAUCAGCCUCUUACACUUCAAAACUAACAAGUACGACCGCCACAAUGAAAUAUUUGACUCCAGCACUGCUGCUAUGUGCUCUGCUGUCACUGUCAGAUGCUUUCUGUACCGCUAAGGUCCCCACAAUUGGCAUGACCCACUGUCAGGACGAUGUCGAUAAGACAUGGCAUGCAGUCGGCUCUUCAUGGAGAAACAGUGCAUGUAUGGACUGUACUUGUGACGGUUGUUGUUCUGCGUAUGGCAUCCCAAGGGGCAUCCCUGAUGACUGCGUGUCAGUGUUUGACUGGAAGGCAUGCGACUACAUAGUGCACAAGAAAGACGACCCGACGGUGCUAUGUACAAAUUAUGCUCGAGUAGGGAAGUGAUGGAGUCAUUGUUUUGGGACUACUGAAUUUAGUCCCAGGAGCAAGGAAACACAUUCACAUAAAAUGAUCAUGCAGAAUUCAGUUAAUCAUACAAAAUUUCAUGAUGCAUUUUUAAUUUACGUUCAAGUGGUAGCUUUAAAUCCAGUGUUGAGUUGAAUCUUAAAUAAAUAAUGUUUUUUUGAGGUUCUAAAUCAUCGCUCGUAUUUGAAUCAAUAACUUGUUUCUGUCUGCAGCCAACAUGGUGGAGUAUUUUAAUUAAACAUCAAUAAAAUGAAAUAUGUGCAGAGGAA